GUAAGUGAGGAUGGUCUUAAAGUAAAGAGGAAAUCAUCAGACCCUGUGCCAACUCUAUCCCUCCUCUCUCCUGAGGAUAGAAAGGACAUGAGCAAUCGCACUCUUUACAUGAAAGGCUUUCCAAAAGAUUCAACUCUUGAUGACAUUCAAGACUUUCUUCUCCCAUUUGGAGAGACUGAAAUGAUACGAAUGAAGAAAGACCUUGACAAACAGUUUAAGGGAUCAAUAUUUGUUGAGUAUAAGUUAGUGGACUCCAUUAGUAAAGUACUGGAGAAGAAAGCAGAACUAAAGUAUAAGGAUGAGCUAUUGACUGUGGAGACAAAGCAGGAUUACUUUAAACGUAAGGAUGCAGAGAGGAAGGAAAAGAAGGCUCAGUCUCGUGUAGAAUCAUCUUCAGGUUCUGCCACUGAAACAUCAAA
Molecule: messenger RNA, 419 nt
Organism: Amphimedon queenslandica
Lineage: Eukaryota; Metazoa; Porifera; Demospongiae; Haplosclerida; Niphatidae
Product: lupus La protein-like
Exons: 5
Biological process (GO): RNA processing
Cellular component (GO): ribonucleoprotein complex; nucleus
Molecular function (GO): RNA binding
Source: RefSeq, a predicted model, not a curated record